This is a messenger RNA of Neltuma alba, 2192 nucleotides long. RefSeq names its product 3beta-hydroxysteroid-dehydrogenase/decarboxylase-like. Gene Ontology annotation, biological process: steroid biosynthetic process. Lineage: Eukaryota; Viridiplantae; Streptophyta; Magnoliopsida; Fabales; Fabaceae. The record is from RefSeq and is a predicted model, not a curated record. Gene Ontology annotation, molecular function: oxidoreductase activity, acting on the CH-OH group of donors, NAD or NADP as acceptor.
UCCCCAAGUCUUGACCUCUUCUCAAAGCACUUCUCCCUCACCACUCUCACUCCCAGUCCGCCGUCGAUUGCUGAAAUUAAAACCUUCCGAGUCCCCGUCGACGGUCAGCUGGAGUAUUGUACUCUAACUGGAUCUCGACGGAAGCUACCGAUCGGAGACGAAGCCUCUCACCCGCUCCCAGCCUUCUCGUUUGCAUUGAACCAUGGGAAUUGAGGAUAGAUGGUGCGUGGUAACUGGAGGACGCGGUUUUGCUGCUCGCCAUUUGGUUGAAAUGCUACUCCAAUACAAUACUUACUCUGUCCGGAUCACUGAUUUGGGAGCCAACAUUGAACUUGAACCAGCUGAAGAAUCAGGAAUUCUUGGUGAAGCUUUACGCUCUGGUCGUGCCCAGUAUAUGACUUUAGAUCUUCGCAACAAAGCCCAAGUACUUAAAGUAUGUGAAGGAGCUGAGGUUGUGUUCCAUAUGGCUGCUCCAAACUCUUCCAUUAACAACUUCCUGCUUCAUCAUUCAGUCAAUGUUGAAGGGACAAAGAAUGUCAUCAAUGCUUGUGUUGAGCUCAAAGUGAAGCGACUUAUCUAUACAAGCUCUCCUAGUGUGGUCUUUGAUGGUAUUCAUGGAAUUGUUAAUGGAGAUGAAUCAUUGCCUUAUCCACCUAAGCAUAAUGACCAUUAUUCUGCUACUAAAGCAGAAGGGGAGGCAUUGGUCAUUAAGUCAAAUGGGACCGAGGGGCUUCUAACAUGCUGCAUACGCCCCAGCAGCAUUUUUGGGCCUGGAGAUAAACUGCUUGUGCCUUCAUUAGUUGAAGCUGCCAGGGCAGGGAAAUCAAAGUUCAUAAUUGGUGAUGGCAACAACCUUUAUGAUUUCACUUAUGUUGAAAAUGUGGCACAUGCCCAUAUAUGUGCUGAUCAAGCUCUAGCUUCGGAUGGGACAGUUGCAGGAAAAGCCUCUGGGCAGGCAUAUUUCAUUACAAAUAUGGAACAUAAGUUUUGGGAGUUUAUGUCACUUAUUCUGGAAGGUCUGGGAUAUGAAAGGCCAAGAAUAAAGAUCCCUGCCUUUGUUAUAAUGCCAAUAGCACAUGUGGUGGAGUGGGUUUAUAGGCUGCUAGGUCCAUAUGGGAUGAAGGUUCCACAGUUGACACCUUCAAGAGUAAGACUUUUGUCCUGCAGCAGAACUUUCAGUUGCUCAAAAGCAAAGGAUGGCAUUGGCUACACACCCAUUGUAACACUUCAGGAAGGUCUGCAAAGGACUAUUAAAUCAUAUACACACUUGAGAGCUGAAAAUCAGCCUAAUACUAAAAGCAAAGGGCCUUCCAAAGCUUCCGUUUAUCUUGGAAGGGGAAGAGUUGCUGACACAUUGCUCUGGAAGGAUAAAAAGCAAACUGUCACUGCUUUGUUAAUUUUGUUUGCCAUAUACUACAACUUCAUUGCAUCUGGGUCUACUGUUCUUACUGCUCUUUCAAAGCUUCUAUUGUUCACAUCGGUGUUUUUAUUUGUCCACGGCAUUCUACCUGAGAAAAUAUUGGGAUAUACAAUUGAGAAAGUACCCGCAUCUUGGUUUCACUUAUCAGAAGACAAUUCACGUCAAGUUGUUCUCUCCCUUGCUUCUUCAUGGAAUUUUGCUGUCAAUGUUUUGAAAUCCCUUGCAGAAGGGAAUAAUUGGGUGCUGUUUUUCAAGGUUACUGUAUCUCUCAUCAUUCUUAGCUUCCUUGGAGCCUUAUCAUUUCAGAAUACAUAUUUUAUAGGAAUUACUUUUGCAUUUAUAGCUUUCUACGUGUAUGAGAAGAAGGAAGAAGAAAUUGAUGCCCUAUUUCUGAAAACAAGACAUUUCGGAUGCAAGUUAAAAUCUGACUUGGCUGGGAAGUUUCUUUCUGCAAAGAAGAUUGAUUGAUAGCUAGCGGCAACACUUUUUGUUUUUGUUUUGGCUUGGCUAACGUGGGAAGUUGUAUCUUCAUUUGCCUGAUCAAUUUAGUUUCUUGUCUGAUUGUACGACAAAUCUAACAUGAGUUCGCAUGCUACUUAAACGAGUUGUACUGAUAACUAUAGGAAUGAAUUAAAGAAAGUCCUGCCGGCACAAUUUUUAGGAACUCGUCAGGUUUCCUAUCCUGCACCUGUUAGCGAGGAGUCUGUAUUCUUUCUUUUGAUGAUUGAAUUCUUUUAUUUUUGUUUGGUAGAAAAAUAAUUUUUUGGUAAAA